Tarenaya hassleriana is the source of this 2662-nucleotide messenger RNA. RefSeq names its product putative cyclic nucleotide-gated ion channel 8. The coding region runs from base 309 to 2573 and encodes 754 amino acids. The transcript is spliced from 7 exons. NCBI's taxonomy places the organism in Eukaryota, Viridiplantae, Streptophyta, Magnoliopsida, Brassicales, Cleomaceae. The record is from RefSeq and is a predicted model, not a curated record. Gene Ontology annotation, cellular component: membrane. Gene Ontology annotation, biological process: potassium ion transport; transmembrane transport. Gene Ontology annotation, molecular function: protein binding; voltage-gated potassium channel activity.
AUAACGGCCAUAACGGUCGAAUUCACGAACAUCAUCGUUUUCUUUUCUCUACCCCUAACUUCCUCCGGCAGCUAGGCAACGUACGUAACGCAUGUUUUUUCUCUUCUCUCCCCCUUUCUUGUUCCCCAAGCUUUUCAAAACCCUAGAUUCUUGUCAUCGGAUUUCCUUUGAUGAUUUUCCUAAAUGGGUUUCUCUAUUUUCUCAUGUUUAUCACGUGAGUGAUCGAAAUCUUGUACAGAAUCUUCUUUUUUCUGAUGUAUUUUUUAGGUUAAGUUCGUAUCUAUGUCUAUGUGAUCGGCUGUCCGAAAAUGUACAAGUCCCAAUACAUAGGAGGCCAAAGAGAGAAAUUCGUAAGAUUAGAUGAUAUAGAUUCGAGGUUAUCAAUGUCUUCCACCGGGAAUGGAAUGAAGAGUUGGUGUUUCGGUUUCGACUUCACGGCUCGAGGGAAGAAGAACACGUCCAGAUCGUUCAGGGAAGGCGUGAAAAUCGGUUCAGAAGGAUUACGAACGAUCGGAAAAUCGUUCACGUCCGGCGUCACGAGAGCUGUUUUCCCGGAAGAUCUCCACGUUUCCGAGAAAAAAAUCUUCGACCCUCAGGACAAAACACUUCUCUUAUGGAACAGGAUGUUCGUCAUCUCCUGCAUUGUCGCUGUUUCUGUCGAUCCAUUGUUCUUUUACCUCCCCAUCGUCGAUAAUUCCGCCAGCUGCAUCGGGAUCGACACGAAACUCGCUGUCACGACCACGACUCUACGGACGGUCAUCGACGUUUUCUACCUCAUCCGUAUGGCUCUGCAGUUUCGUACAGCUUAUAUCGCCCCGUCUUCCCGCGUGUUCGGACGAGGAGAGCUCGUCAUCGACCCCGCCAAGAUCGCAGAACGAUACCUGAGCCGUUAUUUCCUCGUGGAUUUCCUCGCUGUCGUUCCUUUACCGCAGAUGGCGGUAUGGAAAUUUCUUCACCAGUCGAAGGGGACGGAGGUUUUACCAACAAAACAGGCGUUAUUACACAUCGUCAUCAUUCAGUACAUUCCGAGAUUCGUUCGGUUCAUCCCAUUGACAUCAGAACUCAAGAAAUCCGCAGGAGCUUUCGCAGAAGGCGCUUGGGCUGGUGCCGCAUAUUAUCUCCUCUGGUACAUCCUUGCAAGCCACAUAACUGGAGCAUUCUGGUACAUGUUGUCAGUAGAACGGAAUGAUGCUUGUUGGAGAUUUGCGUGUAAAGUUCAACCAGACCCUCGGCUAUGUAUUCAGCUUCUGUACUGCGGAAACAAACUCAUGACUGUUCCCGAUCCCGACUGGAUCGGAUCGGUCCCCGAGCUUCUCAAGAGCAAUUGUUCCGCGAAAGGCGAUGAUUCGCAGUUCAAUUACGGAAUAUACAGUCAGGCCGUUUCUUCUGGGAUUGUAUCGCCAAUGACGUUUUUCUCCAAGUUCUGCUACUGUCUAUGGUGGGGUCUGCAAAAUCUUAGUACGCUAGGUCAAGGGCUGCAGACGAGCACGUAUCCUGGAGAAGUUUUGUUCUCGAUCGCCAUUGCUAUAGCUGGACUCCUCCUCUUUGCUCUUCUCAUCGGUAAUAUGCAGACAUAUCUCCAGUCGCUUACUGUCCGACUCGAAGAAAUGAGGAUCAAAAGACGAGACUCGGAGCAGUGGAUGCACCACCGUUCGCUCCCGCAGAACCUAAGGCAACGAGUAAGGCGGUAUGAUCAGUACAAAUGGUUAGAAACAAGAGGGGUCGACGAAGAAAACAUAGUACAGAGUCUACCAAAGGAUCUCAGAAGAGACAUCAAACGACAUCUCUGUCUGAAUUUAGUACGAAGGGUCCCUCUUUUCGCGAAUAUGGACGAAAGAUUACUAGACGCAAUCUGCGAGAGGCUGAAACCGAGUUUAUACACAGAGAGUACAUACAUAGUUCGGGAAGGAGAUCCGGUCAACGAAAUGCUCUUCAUAAUCAGAGGAAGGUUAGAGAGCGUGACGACGGACGGCGGAAGGAGCGGGUUUUUCAACAGAGGGUUACUGAAAGAAGGCGACUUUUGCGGCGAAGAGCUUCUGACAUGGGCCCUCGACCCUAAGGCGGCUGCGAACCUGCCUUCCUCGACGAGAACGGUAAAGGCUCUGACUGAAGUGGAAGCUUUCGCUCUGGAAGCCGAAGAACUGAAAUUCGUGGCCAGUCAGUUCAGGCGGCUCCACAGUCGGCAGGUUCAACACACGUUCAGGUUCUACUCUCAGCAGUUCAGGACAUGGGCCGCUUGCUUCAUCCAAGCGGCUUGGCGUCGGCAUUUAAGAAGGAAAAACGCCGAACUGAGGCGGAUGGAAGAGGAUGAAGAAGAAGAAGAAGAAGAAGGUGAUGAAGGAAUCGAGUAUGAAGAGUUAGAUGAGUAUGAUGAUGAUGAUAAUAGGCGAGUGAUUUCGAGGGCUGAUAGUUCGGUCGGAACGUCUUCUAGGUUACGUUCUACGAUAUUCGCUUCGAGAUUCGCUGCUAAUGCGUUGAAAGGGCAUAGAUUGAGGAGUUUUGAGAGCUCGAGGAGCUUGAUGAAGUUGCAGAAACCUCCUGAGCCUGAUUUUGAUGCUCCCGAAAACGAGUAAUCGUCCGAAAACGUUUUUUUUACUUAGCUUUUUUUCCUUCUGUAUAAGCUAAACUGCGAGUUUAACAUAGGAUACAUACAUACAUAUAU